AUGAGUGCAUCCCGUCCCAAGCGGAAGAUGAUCAUCCCCAGGCCACGGGGCAUACAGGCCAUCGCCGCCACCCUCCCCCACGGCAGCCCAGCAGCGGCACAGAGUGGCAAGGCUACGCCGGCGGCAUCGGCGGGCUCAUCGAGAAGCACCCCCCGUCCGGCCACAAGCAACAAGGGCAGAGGAGAGAAAGAAGUGCAAGGGAAAGGCAAAAGCAUCGGAUCCACUGCUGUAUCGCCGAUAUCAAUCACGUCAACCGUUCAAGUGAUAUCUUCGGACGACGACGAAGAAGAAGAGGGUCUUGAAGAAGUGCCAAUACCAACAGCUCCUUCAUCACCUUACCAGAACACACCUAUAUCCCAACCCACAGGCACACCAACACCACUCGUCGGGGAACAUGCAGCCGAAGACGAAGAUGACGAAGACGAAGAAGAAGAUGACGGCGUGAUUCAUUUGGAGAUUGGCGGAGAGACUGCAGAAGAAAAGGCGAAGCGGAUAGCACUCAUGAACAGAAAAAAGCCCAUGACAGCUAGAGAUCGGGCCUUGAGGCUGGAAGUGCACAAGGUGCAUGUAAUUGCUCUGCUCGCAAGCUCUAGUCAGCGGAACAAGUGGUGUAACGAUACGCUCCUGAAAGCCAGACUCCUGUCGCUCCUCCCACAUCCCCUUCAAGCAGCGUUCAACAUUCCUCCAUCUCGGUUCCCCGAUCGAGCUCAGCGUUCUCGUCUAUUCUUUGAUGCUCUCCAGACCCUCGUGACUUGGUGGUCCCAGACCUUUUUCGACAUCUCCGACUAUACCCUCGGUAUCCGUACACGACCAUGGGACGACGUUCAAGAGAUCAUCGAGUCUAUCCCAAAGGAGCAGCUGAGGACGUUACCAAAGUACGAAGAGGAGAAGAGCGGCAAGAAGGGCAAAGCAAGAGAAGAGAAUCCCGUCCUCGAGACACUCGAGCAAGAGUGUGGUGGGGAGCGACUCCGUUCAAUCAACUCGCUCAUGAAAAAGGCUCUUCAACAAGAAGGCUCCCGGGACGUCUCUGCACAGCUGUUUGUCUCUCUCGCCCGAGCAGCUGGGCUUGGAGCGAGACUGGUCACAUCCCUGCAGGCUGUUCCCUGGAAAGCGGAAAAGGCAGGGACAAAGAAGAAGAAGCCACAAGGUGCGGGCAAGGGCGGGCGGACGGUGGCCAGCAGGCAAGGUAUGGGAGACGAUGAGGAUGACGAGGAUGAAGACGAGAUGGAGGAAGUGCCUAUACCUGGUGUUUCUGAUGGCGAAAAGAAGAGCAACACCCGAGGUGCUGGGAAAAGGCGACUCAAAGAUCCCGCCGACUUGUAUCGACUCCGAAAGUACCGCCCGCCGCCGCAAAAAGUUGGGUCAAAACGAAAAGUAAAGCAAGAUCUCUCGGACCAGCCGCCCGUGUUUUGGGCAGAAAUCUUUUCGAGGUCGGAUCAGCGUUGGAUACCUGUUGACCCCGUGCGGGGAGUUAUCAGGAAGAAGCAGCAUUAUGAACCGACGAGUGAUAGCGGACCAGUGAGAAUGUUGUAUGUGGUGGCGUUUGAGGAAGAUGGAUACGCAAGGGACGUGACUCUGCGGUACACCAGGAACUUUUACGCCAAGACGAGCAAGCUGCGGCCUCCCACGCGCUCCGACGAGGCGGAUUGGUGGAGUCAGAGUGUGAUGGGGUUCUUGCGACGGCCAUAUCGACUGAACCGAGAUGAUCUUGAGGAUGCUGAGCUUGAGAUGAGUCAGGAGAGCGAAAAGAUGCCUCAACAUAUGAGCGGUUUCAAAGACCACCCAAUAUACGUGCUCAAACGCCACCUCCGCCAGACCCAGGUACUCCCCGCAAACACCAAUCCUAUCGGCCACUUCAAAGGCGAACCAGUCUUCCGUCGGUCUUCUGUUCUCGAAGUCAAGACCCCCGAAAAUUGGUUGCGAUCCGGCCGCAUCACCAAGCCCAACCAAGAUCCGUUGAAAUGGAUCAAACAGAGGGCGGUGACUUUGGAAAAGAGGAGGCGGAUGGAGUUGGCAAAGGAGCAAGGGGAAGAGAUGGAGCAGGGGUUGUAUGCAGAGUGGCAGACGGAAGUGUAUGUGCCGCCCGCGAUUGUGGAUGGGGUGAUUCCGAGGAAUGCGUUUGGGAACAUUGACUUGUAUGCGCCGACUAUGCUGCCUGUUGGAGCUGUGCAUCUGCCUUACAAGGGUAUCGCCAAAGUUGCCAAGAGCCUGAACAUAAGCUAUGCCGAAGCUGUCACUGGCUUCGAGUUCAAGAAACAGCGCGCUGUUCCAACCCUCAGCGGUAUCGUCGUCGCCGCAGAAAACAAGCAGCUCGUGCUUGAAGCCUACGAAGAAUCUACCGCAGCUGCCGAGGAGAGAGAGCGGGUGAAACGGGAAGAAAAAGCUUUGAAGCGUUGGGUGAAACUCGUGAAUGGUUUGAGGGUACGACUAAGAUUGAGGGAAGAAUAUGGUGGAACAGGCGACACUGCCAACCCACUUGGCGAGGCUCCGGACCCGGAGGACACCAACAACCUCCCUCGCAAGCCAGGUGGCAAAACGGCCAAAGAUGUUUUGGCUGCGGCACACAAGAUGGGCACUGAAGCAUGGGAAGACAGUGUCGGCCGGGAAGAAGAGGAUGCGGUCGACGAAGGCAUGGAGGAAGUCGGGGUCCCUGAGCCGGCUCUGCCAAAGGAUGAAGUCAAGCUGGAGAGAGAAGAGGAGAAAGAGAAAGAAGAGGUGGGGGUGGAGGCACAAGCGUCAACAAAGCCAAAGGUCAUGCUUCGUUUCAACAACCCAAGAUCCAAUGCUUCUUCCCCCGCAUUGCCUUUUCAUACUUCUCCUGCACCUAGCAAGAGAGCAACACGUCAGCGACAGCCGCCCCGUCAGUCCACACGGGCUGCUGGGAAACGCAAGGCUAGGACGCCCUCUGAAGAAAAGGAAGAAGAAACGUCAGAAGACGAGAUUCUAGAGAUCCCAAAAACCUCGCGAGGAAAGGGCAAGAGUACUAAGGCGGAACCUACCCCGCAUGUGGACGGUGGGAGGAGAAGUCUGAGAAGUCGGGGGGGGAAGACGAAAGAGCAAGAGGAGGAGGAAAGGCUGAAGAAUGAGAGAAUGCGACUGGCAUUGGCCAGCGACGACGACGCCAGUGAGGAGGACUAUCUGUAG
Messenger RNA from Cryptococcus wingfieldii CBS 7118, 3144 nucleotides. RefSeq names its product xeroderma pigmentosum group C-complementing protein. Bases 1 to 3144 code for a protein of 1047 amino acids. The record is from RefSeq and is a predicted model, not a curated record. Gene Ontology annotation, biological process: nucleotide-excision repair; mismatch repair. Lineage: Eukaryota; Fungi; Basidiomycota; Tremellomycetes; Tremellales; Cryptococcaceae. Gene Ontology annotation, molecular function: damaged DNA binding; single-stranded DNA binding. Gene Ontology annotation, cellular component: XPC complex; nucleus; cytoplasm. The transcript is spliced from 9 exons.